Messenger RNA from Pecten maximus, 1052 nucleotides. RefSeq names its product carbohydrate sulfotransferase 1-like. The record is from RefSeq and is a predicted model, not a curated record. Bases 1 to 1029 code for a protein of 342 amino acids. Gene Ontology annotation, molecular function: N-acetylglucosamine 6-O-sulfotransferase activity. The transcript has 2 exons. NCBI's taxonomy places the organism in Eukaryota, Metazoa, Mollusca, Bivalvia, Pectinida, Pectinidae. Gene Ontology annotation, biological process: N-acetylglucosamine metabolic process; sulfur compound metabolic process.
AUGCAAAGCCCUCGAUCGAUAGGAAAAAAAGAACUGGUCACACCUUCUUGUCCAAAUGUGUUAAUAUUCACUCACCCACGAAGUGGUUCAACCUUGACAGGUCACAUAAUACAGCAAGUUCGUGAUAGCUUCUACGCUUUUGAACCUCUCCGAUAUCUUGCUGAAUCACUAGAAAAGGGCGAACGGAUAACAUUUCUCAAUAGAACGGAAAGAUCCUACCAGUAUAACGAUUCAAUUUGGGUGAAAUCUGAAAUACUAUAUCGCUGGUUUACAUGUGAUUUCGACCGAAUCAACAUUAAAGAUUUAAGUAGCAUGUUCAUUGGAACAUAUUCAACCAACUUAAAAGAAUACGCCAGUUGUUUACGGAGGAUCCGUAAUCCUAAUAAAUCUGUCCCAGAGUGUAUCUCAUUACUAAAAACACAGUGUGAGAGAGCCAAAAUUCGGCUAAUCAAAGCAGUUAGACUCGAUAUUGAAUCGAUGGAACUAAUGCUUCAGAUGAUGCAGGACUUGAGGGUAAUCUACUUAGCGCGUGAUCCCAGAGGAAAACUGUCCUCACAGAUGUCUUUAAAACCAGGUGAUUGGGACAUUGUGACAUUUCUGGCGGAGGAUCUUUGUGUGUUGCUUAGUAAAGAAAUUGAGUUUAUUUUAAAACUAAGAGAAAUAUAUCCUAAGAGACUGAAAAUAUUAAUAUACGAAAGAUUUGCCUUCGAUCCUGUUGAAUCUUCUAGAAGAUUAUUUGAAUUUAUCAGUUUGAGAUUUACAACUGAACUUAAACUCGUGGUUAAAAGUUUAACAUUGACAAAGUUUGAGAAAUCUGGGUGUUACUGGUGCGCAAAGCGGACAAAUUCUUAUUUAACAGCUAAUAAAUGGCGACAACAGGUUCUACUCAAACAUAUUAAAAAAGUGGACAAAAUUUGUUCAACUACUUAUCAACGCCUUGGUUACCGAACAUUACCUAACGAGGCAGUGCUUAGAAACAUAUCCUAUCCUUUGUUUGUAGAAACAAACAUUGUAGAUUCUUUUUUGUAACAAUGCAUUUACUUCCGUAUUUU